Molecule: messenger RNA, 2431 nt
Organism: Styela clava
Lineage: Eukaryota; Metazoa; Chordata; Ascidiacea; Stolidobranchia; Styelidae
Product: sushi, von Willebrand factor type A, EGF and pentraxin domain-containing protein 1-like
Cellular component (GO): membrane
Molecular function (GO): G protein-coupled receptor activity
Source: RefSeq, a predicted model, not a curated record
UUCUACACGAUUAGCGAACAGCAAGUUUUUUUUUUGCAGCCAGAGGCAACGUAGUGAUUGGCAUUUGAACUUAAAAACUCAGACGUCGCCUAGCUAUAUAAACUUGAGCAAUUUAUAUUGCGUACUUUUGAGCUGUAUGAAAAACCUGAAUUUCAAUCGUAGAAAUGCAACUUUGUGGAGCGUCAUUGCUUUGCUUACUGCUGCAUCUUGCUAUAACAUACCAAGACGCUUCGGCACAAGCUGACGAAUGCGCAAGAGAACGAGGUCAACAUUGUCAUAAAUGGGCCCAAUGUGAAAGGAGACAAGAAGAUCCUCGACCUCGAUGUUAUUGUUCACCUGGCUUCCGCGGAGAUGGACAAAAUUGUCAUCGCGAUAACAUUGAAAACCAACAAGGAGGUCAAGGAGGGAAGUGCAGCCAACCUGGUAACAUAGAGCAUGGAAGUUAUAGAUUAAGUGACGGAUCACUGAAAUCGGGGACAGUGAUAACGUAUGAAUGUCAUGGUCAAUACAAACUGCAGGGAAAUGAUAAACGCACUUGCCAGCAACAUGGUCAAUGGUCAGGAACUCCUCCUCAAUGCGUAGGCACUCAGGGACGAACAGGCGGCGGGACGAAAUGUCAAAGGCCACAAAAUCUUGAGCAAGGUACAAUGUCCGGCGGUGGAAACUAUGGGAUCAACAGCAGGGUUUCGUACACGUGCAACGAGGGCUUGAGAUUAGUAGGAGAUUCAGAACGAACUUGCCUGCCCAGUGGUCAAUGGUCAGGAACACACCCAAGAUGUGAAAAAGCAACUGACUGCGAACGAGAACACGGAAAACAUUGCCAUAGAUGGGCACAGUGCGAACGAAGACAAGAAGAUAAAAAACCACGUUGCUACUGUUCGCCAGGGUAUGAUGGAGACGGGUAUAAUUGCCAUCAACGACCAAGAGACGAAUGUGAAAAACGAAAUCAUCAUCGAUGUCACAAACAUGCCGAUUGCGUCAGAAUAACAGACAAGAAGUACGAAUGCAAAUGUAGAGAUGGAUACACCGGCGAUGGAACAUUUUGUCAGAGCAAAGGUUGUGAGCGGCCUACCGGUUUAACAAAUGGCAAACUAUUAUCUGAUCAACAAAGUUACGUCCGAGGCAAUGUCGUGACAUAUCAGUGCAUAAGAGGUUACAAGUUAAUGGGGAAUGAGCAAAGAACUUGUGGAGAUAACGGACGGUGGUCUGGAACUCAGCCACGAUGCGAGAAAAUGCAAGCUAUGCAACCAAUGAAAAAAACUUGUACCCGUCCUCAGGACAUACAGGACGGUACACUUACUGCAAGUGAUUGGACAUUUAAGACAGGGAGUACCGUUUCAUAUGAGUGUAGAAAACCGUUUAAACUGAUCGGCAACUCGCAACGAACGUGUCAAGAAAACGGAAGAUGGUCUGGAAGCUCUCCAACAUGUCAAAGACCUAAAGGACAAAAGCGCACUCGAAAAUGUCAAAGACCACAAGAUAUUCCUCAUGCAAACAUGCAGACGAGCGAUUGGAAUUUUAAACCGAGAACUACUGUGACGUAUCGAUGCAGGGAUCCUUACAUGCUGAUAGGGAAUUCCCAGAUAACAUGUCAGCCAAAUGGGAAAUGGAGCGGCCAAGUGCCUAGAUGUGAAGGUCCCCCAAAGAAGAAAAAUUGUGAAAAACCACCGAGACUUUCGAAAGGGAAAGUGACGACAAGUGACAAACAAUACAAAGUUGGAACUGUCGUAACAUAUACUUGCUUCAAAGGGCACAAAAUCACUGGGCCAUCUCAACGUACUUGUCAAAAUAAUGGAAAAUGGUCUGGUUCACAGCCUAGAUGUGACAAAAUUCAACGUCGUCCGAAAGACAAAUGUCAAAAUCGAUGUCAUGAUAAAGCGGAUUGCAGAGUAGAAAAUAAUCAGGGUAAAUGUCAAUGCAGAGAUCAAUAUUUUGGUGACGGAUUUAAUUGCAGAGCUUGUGAAGGAGGUCAGGUCUACAACAACUGCGCUUCUAAGUGUCCCGCAACAUGCGAUAACCCGUCACCAGUUUGUGACAAAAGCUGUGAUCAGAGCAACAAAUGCCAAUGUCCACAAGGAAAAGUCCUGAAGAGUUCAUCGGAGAAAACAUGCGUCGAUUUGACCCAAUGUAGGAAGUGAUCACAUAAAUUGAUCACAAACUCCGACAAUAAUCCCCCGUGAUGAACAUUAAAUAAUAUCGUUAUUCAAAUAGACUUUGAAAACUUUUUCAGUUUCAUCAUAAAAUCUUGCCGACAAUUCAUCUGCUUUUAAACGAAUAUCUUUUUCAACUUAGUUAGAAAGAUGCAUUUUGAAAUUCAAAAUUACUGGCUUAGUUAUCCAACUUCAAGAAAUCAUGUAUUCAAAUUAUGCGUAUAAUUUCCGCGUAUGUUGAUAUCUAUUGGAAUAUAUUUCAAAUAAAUUACAUCACUUAA